CACGCUCGGCCUCCACUCGGACUGAUCCAUCGAUGUAUACCCGUCCCUCGCGCUCCACACCCCUCCACUCCACGGAAAGAUCAACCACGCACGCCAACUAAUUCUGCAAUCGCAGCGCCUCGCGAUCGUGCUCUGCCCGCGCGCAAGAUGCCGUUCCAGCGCCAGGAGAUGUCGGCCACGCAGCCGCAGGAGAGCGGCGUGCCGCCGCUGUGCGCCGCCGGCUGCGGCUUCUUCGGGAGUUCGGCCACCCUCGACAUGUGUUCCGUCUGCUACAAGAAGCACCGUCCCGUCAGCAGCGAGCCGGGCGCCGCCUCGGCGUCCAAAGCCGUCGUGCGAUCUGACGCCGCCGCCGCCGCUAUCGUGGCGACCACCGGCGCUGCUGCUUCCGCCGGCGGCGUCUCUUUCGCGCCUGCUACGGAGGCUAAAGGCGUUGCAGAAGCCACUGUGUCGUCCUCCACGGCCAAGGUGGCGGAGAACUUUUGGGCGAACCGGUGCCAGGCCUGCCUGAAGAAGGUCGGGCUGACGGGGUUCGUGUGCCGAUGCCACAAAACCUUCUGCGGGGCGCACCGGCACGCGGAGGAGCACGGAUGCACCUUCGACUACAUGGGCGUCGGCCGCGUCGCCAUCGCCCGAAACAACCCGCUCGUCAAAGGAGAGAAGCUGCCCGACAAGAUCUGAUGGGCCCGGACGCCGUGCACUGGUGCAGAUGCCGCGUUUCCCUCUGGCCGGCCGUCGUAGUUUUAGCUGUGUCGUUGGUUCUCAAUCUCUGCUCCUCUGCAGUCUCAUGCCUGAUGCAUGUUCGUUAAGGCUUAUUUCCCUGCGUAGUACGCAGUACUAUGUCAUCCUUGUAACUAGUUGAGAACAUGAGCGUGCAUAUGAAUUUGUUU
Messenger RNA from Phragmites australis (common reed), 887 nucleotides. Its product is annotated as zinc finger A20 and AN1 domain-containing stress-associated protein 3-like. Lineage: Eukaryota; Viridiplantae; Streptophyta; Magnoliopsida; Poales; Poaceae. Bases 148 to 678 code for a protein of 176 amino acids. The record is from RefSeq and is a predicted model, not a curated record. The transcript has a single exon. Gene Ontology annotation, molecular function: DNA binding; zinc ion binding.